Messenger RNA from Nematostella vectensis (starlet sea anemone), 738 nucleotides. Its product is annotated as keratin-associated protein 10-9-like. The coding region runs from base 1 to 738 and encodes 245 amino acids. Lineage: Eukaryota; Metazoa; Cnidaria; Anthozoa; Actiniaria; Edwardsiidae. The transcript has 2 exons. The record is from RefSeq and is a predicted model, not a curated record.
AUGUGGCAGUGUGAUCCCCCUCCCUACUGUCAGCAAAGUGAUCUCGCUCCUCCCUACUGUCAGCAAAGUGAGAUCGCUCCUCCCUACUGUCAGCAAAGUGAGAUCGCUCCUCCCUACUGUCAGCAAAGUGAGAUCGCUCCUCCCUACUGUCAGCAAAGUGAUCUCGCUCCUCCCUACUGUCAGCAAAGUGAUCUCACUCCUCCCUACUGUCAGCAAAGUGAUCUCACUCCUCCCUACUGUCAGCAAAGUGAUCUCACUCCUCCCUACUGUCAGCAAAGUGAGAUCGCUCCUCCCUACUGUCAGCAAAGUGAGAUCGCUCCUCCCUACUGUCAGCAAAGUGAGAUCGCUCCUCCCUACUGUCAGCAAAGUGAUCUCACUCCUCCCUACUGUCAGCAAAGUGAUCUCGCUCCUCCCUACUGUCAGCAAAGUGAUCUCACUCCUCCCUACUGUCAGCAAAGUGAUCUCACUCCUCCCUACUGUCAGCAAAGUGAUCUCACUCCUCCCUACUGUCAGCAAAGUGAGAUCGCUCCUCCCUACUGUCAGCAAAGUGAGAUCGCUCCUCCCUACUGUCAGCAAAGUGAGAUCGCUCCUCCCUACUGUCAGCAAAGUGAGAUCGCUCCUCCCUACUGUCAGCAAAGUGAGAUCGCUCCUCCCUACUGUCAGCAAAGUGAGAUCGCUCCUCCCUACUGUCAGCAAAGUGAGAUCGCUCCUAUCUAUUAUCAGCAAAUUGUUGUGUAA